This is a messenger RNA of Crotalus tigris (Tiger rattlesnake), 5294 nucleotides long. It is a transcript of the gene MIOS, whose product is annotated as meiosis regulator for oocyte development. NCBI's taxonomy places the organism in Eukaryota, Metazoa, Chordata, Lepidosauria, Squamata, Viperidae. The record is from RefSeq and is a predicted model, not a curated record. Gene Ontology annotation, cellular component: cytoplasm. Gene Ontology annotation, biological process: cellular response to amino acid starvation; positive regulation of TORC1 signaling. The coding region runs from base 406 to 3030 and encodes 874 amino acids. Gene Ontology annotation, molecular function: protein binding. The transcript is spliced from 11 exons.
AGAAACUUCUCUGAAGGCGGAAGUCCGAAUUUUUGUGAAGCUGCUUUCAUGUUUUUAAAGGGUUUUUUUUCUCCACCAUCUCGUCUUAAUCUGCGUAAUUCCGGGGGCCUCGAGGCGGGAGGUGGGAGUUGCGGAGCGAAAUCCUGCCCUGCUAAGAAGUUUCUCUCCAAUUUUCACUUCGCAGCAAUCAGAGCCGCUGAUUUUACUGAGAUCUGGAACGCAGAGUGUUCAAUAGAUUGUCGCCAAUCUCGAAUAUCAGCAGAUUUUUUUCCCUUCAGACCUGAUUUUAGGAAAAAAUGCGGGCACGGAACUUGGAGGUCUCCGUCAUGGGGUCCAUAUGAGUGAACUCAGCUCUAGUUUCUCAACAACGUUUUAAGCUGCCUGAUUCAAUUUGGAGGAACAGACAUGAGUGGCUCCAAACCUGAUAUUCUGUGGGCUCCACACCAUGUUGAUAGAUUUGUUUUAUGUGACUCAGAACUCAGUCUCUAUCGUAUUGAAUCUGCAGUAAGUUCAGAACUUAAAGCAGGAUCACUGCGUUUAUCUGAAGAAACUGCAGCUACUCUUUUGUCCAUUAAUUCAGAGACUCCAUAUUUAAAAUGUGUGGCUUGGUAUCCAAAAUAUGAUCCUGAAUGUCUACUGGCAGUUGGCCAAGCUAAUGGUCGAGUUGUCUUGACUAGCCUUGGCCAAGACCAUAAUUCAAAAUGUAAAGAUUUGAUAGGAAAAGAAUUUGUUCCAAAGCAUGCUCGACAGUGUAACACCUUGGCAUGGAAUCCAUUAGACAGUAAUUGGCUUGCUGCUGGCUUGGAUAAACAUCGAGCUGAUUUUUCAGUAUUGAUCUGGGAUAUAAGUAGUAAAUACAGUCCAGAAAUUUCAAUUGCCACUGAAAAAUUAAGGCUUUCAAGUGAUAUUGAAUCAGGAUUAGUUGUAACAAAAUCACUAUAUGAAUUAGGUCAGAAUGAUGCUUGUCUUUCUCUUUGUUGGCUUCCACGAGAUCAGAAACUUCUUUUAGCUGGAAUGCACCGAAACCUGGCUAUUUUUGACCUUAGAAACACAAGCCAAAAAAUGUUUGUGAAUACCAAGGCUGUUCAGGGUGUUACUGUCGAUCCAUACUUCCAUGAUCGUGUGGCUUCCUUCUAUGAAGGGCAGGUUGCCAUAUGGGACCUUAGAAAAUUUGAGAAACCUGUACUAACCCUGACAGAACAACCAAAACCUUUAAUAAAAGCAGCAUGGUGUCCUACAAGAACUGGGUUAUUAGCUACUUUAACCAGAGAUAGUAAUGUCAUCAAGCUCUACGAUAUGCAGCACACUCCCACACCUAUAGGGGAUGAAACAGAACCUACAAUAAUUGAAAGAAGCGUUCAGCCUUGCGAGCACUAUAUUGCUUCCUUUGCUUGGCAUCCAUCAAGUCAAAAUCGAAUGGUCGUUGUGGCUUCUAACAGGACUAUGUCAGAUUUCACUGUGUUUGAAAGAAUAUCUCUGGCAUGGAGUCCAGUUACUUCUUUAAUGUGGGCUUGUGGAAGACAUUUGUAUGAAUGCACAGAAGAGACUAGAUCUUUUGAAAAAGACAUAGCCACCAAAAUGCGCCUCAGGGCUUUAUCCAGAUAUGGCCUAGAUACAGAACAGGUCUGGAGAAACCAUAUUCUUGCAGGAAAUGAAGAUCCACAACUGAAGUCACUUUGGUACACUCUGCACUUUAUGAAGCAAUAUGCUGACGAUAUGGAUCAGAAAUUCACAGGAAACAAAGGAUCUUUGGUUUAUGCAGGCAUCAAAUCUAUAGUGAAAACUUCUAUGGGAACAACAGAGAACUUGAGGCACAGCCGAAGUGGAUCUGACAGACAUGCAGAUAUUAUUCAGUAUACGAGUGAGGAAAGAUCACUGGCUUUGCAGCUUUGUGGAUGGGUAAAGAAAGGGGCAGAUCUGGAUGUGGAACCCUUUCUGUGCUCUUUGGAGCAAGAAGGAGACUGGGAGCGAGCUGCUGCUGUAGCGUUAUUUAAUUUGGACAUCCGACGAGCAAUACAGAUAAUGAACAAAGGAGCAUCUUCUGGCAAAGGUGAUCUAAAUCUCAAUGUGGUGGCUAUGGCAUUGUCAGGUUAUACAGAUGAAAAGAAUUCCUUAUGGAGAGAAAUGUGCAGCACUCUUAGGUUGCAGCUGAACAAUCCUUACUUAUGCGCCAUGUUUGCUUUUUUGACCAGCGAAUCGGGCUGUUAUGAUGGGGUUUUGAAUGAAAGUAAUGUAGCUGUACGAGACAGAGUGGCGUUCGCUUGUAAAUUCCUAACUGAUAUACAGCUAAACAGAUUUGUUGAAAAACUAACAAAUGAAAUGAAAGAGGCUGGAAAUCUUGAAGGAAUCCUACUGACAGGACUCACAAAUGAUGGAGUUGAUCUGAUGGAAAGUUAUGUAGAUAGAACAGGGGAUGUUCAGACAGCAAGCUAUUGUAUGCUGCAGGGUUCUCCCUGUGAAGUGCUCAAAGAUGAGCGAGUUCAAUAUUGGAUUGAAAGUUACCGGAAUCUGUUGGAUGCAUGGAGAUUUUGGCAUAAACGAGCUGAAUUUGACAUCCAUCGAAGUAAGCUGGAUCCUAGCUCAAAACCUUUAGCACAGGUAUUUGUAAGUUGCAACUUUUGUGGAAAAUCAAUCUCUUAUAGCUGCUCAACUAUACCACAUCAAGGCCGAGGUUUCAGUCAGUAUGGUGUAAGUGGAUCCCCAACCAAAUCAAAAGUCACAAGUUGUCCUGGAUGCCGCAAACCUCUUCCUCGCUGUGCUCUUUGUCUGAUAAAUAUGGGCACUCCAGUUUCCUGCUGUCCAGGAGGAUCCAAGUCAGAUGAAAAAGUAGACCUCAGCAAGGACAAGAAAUUAGCUCAGUUCAACAACUGGUUUACUUGGUGUCACAACUGCAGGCAUGGUGGUCAUGCUGGACAUAUGCUUAGUUGGUUCAGAGAUCAUAAUGAAUGCCCUGUUUCUGCAUGUUCCUGUAAGUGUAUGCAGCUGGAUACAACAGGAAAUCUCAUCCCAGCAGAAGUUGUUCAACCAUAGAAGAGAGCUUUUCUAAGAAUUUUCACAACAUCUCUCUAAUACAUAUUCUUCACAGCCCAAAUACAUACCUCAGAAUAAAUUAUUCAUGACUUGCUUAUAAUAGAAAUAUAAAUCAUUUUAUCACAUCAGCAAUUUGUGCACAUGGUUUUUGAUGUGCUUUGCAUAACCAAGUUCUGCUUGACUGAGUUUUUCAAAUGUGUCAUAUGGGUUUUAUUCAGUGGUUUGUAAAGCAGUUCUUUUCAGAAGCUUCAUUGAAAUAUGAAGGAAGACUUAUGCUCUCUGCACCUUGAGACAAAAGAUGAAAUACUGUUGAACACUACCUUUUUAUGAAUUUUAUAAACUUCCAGAAAACUUUUCACCAUGAGGCAAAUAAAUGUGUUUUAGAUGUAUUUUACACCAUUUCUAUUAGUGCUUUUCUUAGAUCUGAGAAAGUUUCUGUAUUUUAUUUGCUCACAGUACAGUAUAGUUUAGCGACAAUCCUAUGACAAUCUUUUGAUUAGCUUAGGUUUUAUUUAGUUUGAAUAAAUAGAUAGUAAAGCUGAAUUUCCGGUUAGUGUGAAUUAUAUUCAUCUGAAUAUUGUUUUGAAUUAGGACACUCAUUUCUAUCACAGAAUUAAAAGUAAUAACAAUCUGAAAAAGUAGUUUAAAUCACUGAUAAUAGUAGGUGCCACUUGCCAUUAUUAUACUAAUGAUUUUUUUGCAACUAAUCUUUCACUGCAAGUGUUUCUCCAUUGAUUAAAAUCUGUUUAACAUACAAUAGAAGCUUUGUAAACAUGUUACCAACAACAAAAUAAUAAAUUGAUUGGAAUAGCAAGUUUAUUUUUGCUGAUAGAAUGAAUUUUUUUUUUACCCCUUGGACAUUUAGUGUUCCCUGAUCAGGAAGGGAUGAAGAUUUUUACUCCUGCAUGAGUGGAAAUUCACUUGGACAUUUGGUAUAGUCUGGCAUACUUGUUAGUCUACAUAUUUUCUAUCAAUUACUAAUACAACAAACAGCUAUUCAAAAUUUCAGUAGAUAACUAGAAACCUCUCUACUUUCAGUGCAAUUUAGUAACCGCUUUAUAUAACAUUUGCCUAAUUGUCAAUUUUAUAUUUUGUAUUGUGCAAGUUAGGGAUCUAAGAACCAUGCAAUAUUUUAAUUCACUUCUUUUCUAUUUCUUGAAAAAAUCUUUUUGAAUGAAAAAUGUUCUUCAGAAACCUAGAUAAUGGGCAGGAAUGAAAGGAAUAUAGAAAAUGUAUUUCUCUCGCUUAUGGAAAUGGCCUCCAUUUGAACCCAGGAUCCAGACAACAUCUAUAUGCCUACUUGGUUUAUAAGGGGAAAAAAUCCUUAAUGGAUAAAGUUAUAUUUAUUUUUAUGUAUAGAGUUUUGUUGCAUAAGAUGUAGACUUUCUCAGACUACUUCCAAUCAAAAUUUUGUUUGAGUUCUUAAUUUUGUUAUAUAUUUUUGGAAUAAUAAAUAACCACCUGGUUUUAAUAAUUAUCUAUUAAGCCGUUAAGAGCAAUUUAGAAACUAUUUUUGUAUCCUUGUAUUUGAAGUACUUGUAUUUGAGGUGCAUGGAUAGUAAAUUGUCUUCUACCCUUAUGUAAAUAUGAAUUGAUAAUAUUUGGGUUUUGAAAAGUAGGGAAUUUCAGUUUUAUUUCAUGAGUAGGGCAUCUUGCACUGUUACUUCAGAGAUAGCCAUGAGAUAUUGCUAAAUAGCUACUCUGAGAACUCCCCUGUCAGCACAAUGGCUAGAGAAUUCUGAGAGUUGAAAUCUAUAAAUUUUAAAAUUGCCAAGUUUGAUAAACUUAGUUCUAGAUUAUCUUCCAGAUAACUUGAGUUUCCAUCUUCCAAAUUCUCAGCUAAAUUCUUCUUUCUCGAAAGCUCUUCAAAAAUCAGCUCCUAAAGAUGUGUCACUCAUUGUAAAACAGUAACUUUGAGAAUUUUUAGUAAGCACUUCAAUUACUUGGAUUCCAUUAAAUACAGCUGUUUCCAUUUUAACUAAACUAAAUGCUUGAUUUGAUUGCGCAGUUUUGACUAUGAUUAUUAGAUUAAGCUUUUACUGUAAAUCUGUAUUGAAAUAUUAAGUUAUACUUCAUUUUUGCUUUUUCAAUAUAUUUUUAAGAUUUAAUAUUAUAUUGAAAAGAAGAGCGGAGCAUCACCUAAGUUUAGAUCAUUGUUAUUAUUAUUUUGCAUUUUAUGGUUGGUAAAUACACACGCACACACACACACACACAAAUUGUUUUGCUGCAUUCAAAGUUUCUUAUUAAAUAUUCAUAUAAUACUA